Messenger RNA from Siniperca chuatsi (mandarin fish), 5731 nucleotides. It is a transcript of the gene c2cd5, whose product is annotated as C2 calcium dependent domain containing 5. Bases 389 to 3997 code for a protein of 1202 amino acids. Gene Ontology annotation, biological process: positive regulation of protein targeting to membrane; positive regulation of vesicle fusion; protein localization to plasma membrane. Gene Ontology annotation, molecular function: calcium ion binding; calcium-dependent phospholipid binding. The transcript is spliced from 32 exons. Gene Ontology annotation, cellular component: plasma membrane. The record is from RefSeq and is a predicted model, not a curated record. NCBI's taxonomy places the organism in Eukaryota, Metazoa, Chordata, Actinopteri, Centrarchiformes, Sinipercidae.
CUCAAAUGGAAGUACUAGCUUACGAGGUGUACUGGAAGGCAGCACACGCUAACCCUUGAAAACUCAUUCAUCAUGGGCUGUAUCUUUAUCAAGCUAGCCGUUGGCUUUACGCGCUAACCAGCGACAUGUUUAAUGACUUAAUAAGUCCGUCAUAACGUCACACAUACAGCUGUAUCUAUUUAGCUGCAAUAUCAGCAGAGGAAUAUUUCUAACUUGAACGACAGUUUCAUGCCUGGUGUAGUGGGAACUAACGUGUCGUGUUAUGGGAAAGACAAGGAGGUCAGACGAGUGGUGGGCUGUCACCAAUAAUGUCCGAGUAAAACGAGCCUGCUGCCGCUUUGACAGCUGUCUGUUGAUAUUGUAGCACUGAUCAACUUACAGUUGAAUCAUGCCUGGGAAACUGAAGGCCAAAAUUGUGGCAGGGCGCCACUUGCCCGUGAUGGACAGAGCCAGUGACCUUACUGAUGCUUUUGUAGAGGUUAAGUUUGGAAACACAACUUUCAAAACUGAUGUCUGUCCCAAAUCCCUCAAUCCACAGUGGAACUCAGAAUGGUUCAAAUUUGAGGUUGAUGAUGAGGACUUGCAGGAUGAGCCAUUGCAGAUCACAGUGUUGGACCAUGACACUUACAGUGCUAACGAUGCCAUAGGGAAAGUUUACAUUGACAUUGACCCGCUGCUGUGCAGUGAGGCUGCCUCUGUCAUCUCUGGCUGGUUUCCCAUCUAUGAUACCAUCCACGGUAUCCGAGGGGAGAUCAAUGUCCUCGUCAAAGUGGAGCUUUUCAAUGAUUUGAACCGCUUCAGACAGUCUUCCUGUGGUGUCAAGUUCUUCUGCACAACAUCCAUUCCACGGUGCUACCGGGCAGCGAUGGUGCACGGGUUUGUGGAGGAACUUGUGGUGAAUGAAGAUCCAGAGUACCAGUGGAUAGACCGUAUUAGAACUCCUCGGGCCUCCAAUGAGGCCCGUCAGAGGCUCAUUUCUCUUAUGUCUGGAGAGCUGCAGAGGAAAAUAGGGCUGAAAGUACUGGAGAUGGGUGGGAAUGCAGUGGUGGGCUACUUGCAGUGUUUUGACUUGGAGGGAGAGUCUGGGCUGGUGGUCCGGGCCAUAGGUACUGCCUGCACACUGGACAAACUCAGCUCUGGAAGCGCCCCCAACACCAACACACAUAUGCACCCCAACACAGCCCCUGCUUCCAAUGCCUGCAAUUCCCCUUCUAAGGAAGGAAAGGAGCCGGUAUUUGGUGAGGACCUGCUCUCGUACUCUGGCCCGCCAACCCCUUUCAGAGCCCUUCCCACCUCCUCCUCCUCUCCUCCCCCCUUCUCUCCCUCCAAGCCAUGCAGCCGCCAGUCCUCAUCAUCAGACACAGACCUCAGUUUGACGCCCAAGACGGAGGAGCCCCAGCCAGUGAGACGCAGGCCUGGGAUCUUUCUCUGCCCCAGCUCCCCCACCCUCUCCACAGACACUCUGUCCCUUCCUGGUUCUGUCUCAGUGGGCUGUGGUUACGGCUCUGCCCCCAGAGCCACCACCCCGCCCCCUCCCUUCUCCAUCCACUCAGACUCUACCUUGCUGAGAAAGAGCGUGUCCUUCACUGAGGACCUGCUGCUGGCAGCCUCCGGAAUGGGCAGUGGGGGCAGCGCCGGGAAGGAGGCAGGGCCUUUGAAGACCCUGCUCAGACAGCAGACGCAGACGGCUCUCGAGCAGAGGGAGUUCCCCUUCUUCACCUUGACGUCUUUCCCACCUGGUUUUCUGGUUCAUGUCGGUGGAGUGGUCAGCGCUCGCUCUGUCAAACUACUGGACCGUAUACACAACCCUGCCUUGGGUAACACGCGCUCAUACAAACUGCUAGACUGGAAUAGUGUCACUGCAGAUGAGCCAGAGACUCGUGAUGCCUGGUGGGAGGAGAUUCGCCAGGAGAUCAAAUCUCAUGCCAAAGCUCUUGGUUGCCAUGCUGUUUUGGGGUACAGUGAGAGCACUAGCAUCUGUGAGGAGGUGUGUAUCCUGUCAGCAUCAGGCACAGCAGCCAUCCUGAAUCCUCGGUAUAUGCGUGAAGGCUGCCUAGACAUCGGAAUCCCCGACCACAGGUUUGAGGAGCCGUCUCCCCCGAGCUGUGGCUUCUGUCACAUCCCGUAUGAUGAGCUCAACAUGCCCUUUCCCGCCCAGCUCACCUACUGUUACCACUGCAGACGACAAAAGGUUCCUGAUGUACUGUUCACAACAAUCGACCUGCCACAAGAAGCAGCUGUCACAGGCAAGGGAUGCCUUAUCCAGGCCAGACUGUGUCGUCUAAAAAAGAAGGCCCAGGGUGAAGUGAAUGCGACAGCCAUCUCCAACCUGCUGCCUUUUAUGGAAUAUGAGCUGCACACUCAGCUGAUGAACAAACUGAAGCUGCGGAGCAUGAAUGCUCUGUUUGGCUUACACAUACAGAUCAGUGUCGGAGAGAACAUGCUCCUGGGUCUGGCUUCUGCUACAGGAGUGUACCUGACAGCCCUGCCGGCACCAGGGGGCAUCCAGAUUGCGGGGAAGACUCCUGGUGACCUGAGCAAUGAGCACCACAUCCUCACGAUCCAGAAAAGGAUCAAUGACACCAUAGCCAAGAACAAAGAGCUCUAUCAAAUAAACCCUCCGAAAUUAUUUGCCCUGGACCCUGAGGUGUUCUGCGGCAUAAACAUGGAGCUGACGGAGGAAGCGGUGGGUUCUCCGAUUCCUGAGCCGAGGCAACGAUCCAGACUUUUCCGCUCCCACUCAGAAAGCUCAGACGAACUGUCAGAACUGGACCUCUCCCAUGGCAAGAAGGAUGCCUUCGUCCUGGAGAUUGAUGACACUGAUGCUGUGGAGGACCUCCACUCCCUCCUUACUGAUGCCCCUACCCCCACAGGUUUCUACAGCUGCAACACUGAAAUCAUGCCUGGGAUUUACAACUGGACUUCAGGAGUUCAGAUGUUUACAUCAGUGAGGGUCUUUAGGUUGAGUAAUGCCAAUCUUACUAACCAAGGCUUGAACAAGAUCUUCACUGACCUAUGUGAGAAUCUUCUAAAGAGUUUUUACUUCAAGUUGCGCUCUAUGAUCCCCUGCUGUCUUUGUAAUCUCAACUUCACCGUAGCAGUGCCAGAAGAAGAACUCAUACAGGUCGCAGUGACAGCGGUUGCCAUGACAUUUGACAAAGAGCAGACUCAGGAGAAGCCACCAGACAAGCCCAUCACCAAAGGAUGCAGUGAGACUGAAGAGCAGCUGCAGUUUCCCUUGGAGUUGUGCGCAGACUCGUCAUCCGCCAACACUCAGCCAUCAUCCAAAAUCUCAGGUACAGUCUCUUUACUCACCCCAGCUGCAAAACUCUGCCAAAAUCAGCUGGUUAUGGUUCGUUCAGCAGGUGUCCCAGAGAGUACCAAUGUCUCAUCCAGAGCUGCCUCCGUUGAUUACGGUUCCUUUGCAGACAGAUGCAGUACCUGGCUAGAGCUGCUUAGGCUGAAAGCUCACACCAUAAGACGAGGAUCAGUUAAGACAAGUAGGAGGACACAGUUUCUAGCACACUCUGUCUCAUCUUUGGAGCGCUCCAGUCCACUGCCUGAGGGACGAUCCCGCUCGCUGCACUCCAACCGCUCAUUUGGGGGCAGUUCAGUCACCGUGGUGAAGAUGACGCCGCUCUCCUUCCUCCCUGGGACACGCAUCAUUAAAUACCUUGGGAUCAUCAACAUGUUUUUUAUCAGAGAGACAACAUCAUUACGGGAGGAAGGUGGUGUCAGUGGCUUCCUCCAUACAUUCAUAGCAGAGGUGUUUGCGAUGGUUCGAGCCCAUGUAGCAGCCCUGGGUGGCAAUGCAGUAGUGUCCUACAGCAUGAAAGAGUGUAUGUUAAUGGAAAAUCCAAACAAGAACCAGGCUCAGUGUCUCAUUAAUGUGAGUGGUGAUGCAGUCAUCUGUGUCAGGGAAACGGACCAGGAGCCCAUUCCCUCAAUGACAAAUAUGGGACAGACCUGCACUAGCGGAACAGAUGGGGCUACAUGACAGUGAAACACAGAGCUUCACUUUGUCUGCAGGACACAAUCUGAGUGAACACACUAGCUGAGUCUAGCCGUCCAAAUAUGAGUCUGCCUUAAAACUCUGUAAAAGAUCCAAAGGUUUGGACACAGGUAAUAAAGAACAAGUACUCACAAUCCAUGCAGUCUGUAUUAAUAUAGGAGUGCAGGAUUUUUCUAUGUUUAAAGAGCACAUUUGUGCAGGAAAUACUCAUGUAGCUCUUUGUGAAUUAGGUAAUCUGAGAGUGUUUCAAAACCUUUUGGUUAAAACAACAGCCAAAGGACCCCUUUGCAUCUAACUUUUGCCUAUGUAUUACAACCGUCCAUAUUGGGGUCACCCAAAGCUACAGUAUGUUGGCCAUCUCUUUGUGUGUGGGCACAAGUGACACUUGAGGCAGCUACGACUAAUUUGUCCAUCCACAGCUCACAGGAGGAGUCAUUAAAGGGCCAUACCAAAAGGGACACAGUUGUAUACCAACAAAUAAUUUAAAUGCAGUCAGAUUCUCACUCAGUGUUAAGCUCUGUUUCGUAUAAGGGCCCAUCUGUUCAUUUCAGCGUGGUCACAUAAUGACUGUCAGGCAAGUAUUUACAUUUCAACAAGGUUGGUGCUCUUCCUAAAAAAGAAUCACCCUAGAAUGGAAACAACCCAGACAGGCCUGUGAUGCCAUUUUGUUAUAAUUAUCUACUAGUUAAUUGGUGUCCAAUUUUAAGGUCUACAUUUGAUUUUGCAUUGAUUUUGUUGAUGGACAAUCUUAAUUAUUGUCGCAGUAUAGCUCACAGGCAGUAUCCUAAUGUUAAUCAAAUUUUCUUCAGAAAGUGUCAAAUAAAGAUGUCACAAAUUACAGUUUUUAUUUCUGGGAGGGACUCAAGUUACAUGCAUCAAUAAAAAACAGGCCAGGAUUAAAGGCAUAUGGACAUAUUUUUGUAGGGCAAGAAUUUUCCUUUUUGAACAGCCAUUAACAUGUAUGCCAAUGACUAUUUUCUAAACUAAAACUAUUAGAAUUUGUAUUGCUUUAUCUUAAAAUGGUAGAAUUGAAUGGCAUAAUGUGUAUGCCUUUUAUUCAAUUACAUCUGGUGUGAGUGGGCAAAUGGUGAUGGGUAUAAAUGAAACAGACACGCAGUCUAAGUUAUAUAAUGUGGCCCUUUGCGGUCCUGCACCAAGGAUAUUUCAUAGGAUAAAGUCUUUGAGAUCAUUUUGACUUAAUUAAACCUUUAGCUGUGUGUAUUGAAUCAACUCUUGCUUCACUUGCAGCUCUAGGAUCAGUUCCUCUUCUUGAUGCUUCUUGCUGUCAGUGUCAAAUGUCACAUACCUUCAUCACUGUUGCUUUGGCACUCAUAUUCUGAAUAAUAGUUCUCCUACUGAUCUGUACAUCUUCAACGAUCAUGUUCAGUGUGUAGGUGCCACCUGAAUAUAAACUGUGUAAAUGUUCUCUAAAAUCAGAUUUUAGUAUUUUUGUAACAUAAAAAUUAUGAAACCUACUGCUCAUUUUACCUGUGCAAUGAAUUCCAUGUUUUAACUCACUGUGUUAGAGAAUUAGUGGUACUCUAAUCUGUUUGUGUGAUCAGCAGUUUGUGAUCACUUUCCUAUAUUUGUGUCUAAAACUUGAAUGUACAUACUUAGAUGCUUUUGCUUUCUGACUAGCAGCAUGCAGACCCACUUUUUAUUGCCAUGAAUCUGUAUGCUUUCCUGGUAAGUCUUGCAAAAUAAACUCAGUCAAACCAA